UAUUGACGGUGGCGCUGGUCACCAGUUGCAGGCAGAAUUUGCUUUGUUUUGACAGUCUUGUGUUUUUCUUUCUCAAAAUUGUAAAAACAGUGGAAUAUUUAAAAUAUUUAUUUAGUUAAGAAUAUAAAAUAAAUCUUAAAAUGGCCAAUAAUAACAAGAAUGAUUUGCUAGCUGUGCUACAGCUGCUGCGAAAAUACAAUUUGAAAGGCACGGAGGAUAUACUGCGUCGAGAAGCACAGUUAACAGAUAUUCCUGAUACAGUUCCUGGGGACUCGGAUGUAAGUAGCGUGUUAGCAGCUUAUAAGAGUGAAGGCGAUCCGGAGAUCUAUGAGACGUCAUUCCUGGCGUUGAGAAACUUUGUGGCAGAGUCUUUAGACAUCUAUAAGCAUGAAUUGGCUAUGAUUCUCUAUCCCGUAUUGGUGCAUAUGUACUUAGAAUUGGUGUACAAUAACCAUGAGGAACAGGCAAAAAGGCUGAUGGAGAAAUUUGGGCCUGAACAGGAGUACUACUAUCAGGAGGAUCUUAGGCGAUUGGCAAUGGUUACCAAAAGAGAUCAAAUGAGUGGAAAUGAUCUUACAGAUACCUUCAAGUCUAAUGAAUUCAUCAUAAGAAUUUCGAGGGACACACUGUCUCUGCUAAAGAGGCAUUUGCAAGAGAAAAAACAGUCCGUUAUAAUGAAUAUUGUCAAUGAGCAUCUCUACUUUGAUUUGUACGAAGGAGUGGCCAGGAAUAAGACACAGUGUGAUGCUACAGCCGGUGCUCUGACUGGAGAGGCAAAACGUCAGGAUAACAAGAUCAAGGUGUACUAUGGGCUCCUCAAGGAACCUGAUUUUCAGUCACUGACAGCUCCUCCUGAAGAGGAUGAUGACCUAGAUCCCGAUGCUCCGGAUAAGCCAAAAAAGAAAAAAGCUAAGAAAGAUCCUCUGUUGUCUAAAAAAUCAAAAUCAGAUCCAAAUGCACCACCAGCUGAUCGGAUGCCUCUUCCGGAGCUUCGUGACAUUGACAAGUUGGAAAAAAUCAAAGCACUGAGAGAGGCAUCAAAACGCGUAAAUCUUGGACCAGACAGUUUACCAUCUGUUUGUUUCUACACUCUCCUCAAUUCUGCCCAUAGUGUGACCUGUGCUGAGAUUGCCGAAGAUUCAAGUCUCUUGGCAGUAGGAUUUGCAGAAUCCAUCGUACGUGUGUGGUCAUUGACUCCAGGAAAACUGAGAGAAAUGAAGCCAGCAGAACAGCUAAAGGACAUUGAUAGAGAUGCCGAUGAUGUUCUCGUGAGAAUGAUGGACGAUAGAACGGCUGAAACCUGUCGUACAUUCCACGGACACUCUGGGCCAGUUUACAGGUGUGCCUUUUCCUUAGAUCGUUCUAUGAUGCUAUCUUGUUCAGAAGAUGCCACCAUUCGGCUUUGGUCUCUGCAUACCUGGACGUGUGUUGUGGUCUACAAAGGACAUCAGUUUCCAGUGUGGGAUGUGCGAUUCUCACCACAUGGCCAUUACUUUGUCACAGGUUCACAUGACAAGACAGCCCGUCUUUGGGCAACGGAUUCCCAUCAGCCAUUGAGAAUUUUUAUCGGACAUCUAGCUGAUGUAGACUGUGUACAAUUUCAUCCUAAUUCUAACUACAUUGCCACCGGGUCCAGUGACCGAACUGUUAGAUUGUGGGAUUGUGUAUCUGGGAAUCAUGUAAGGCUUAUGACUGGUCAUAAAGCACCAAUUUAUGCUCUUGCCUUCUCCAUGUGCGGACGCUUUUUGGCGUCUGGAGCUGCUGAUCAUCGUGUUCACAUAUGGGAUUUGGCCCAUGGACAUUUAAUUGCUGCUUUCACCACGCAUACUUCCACUAUUCAUAGCUUAUGUUUCAGUCGAGAUGGUACAAUCUUAGCUUCAGGAUCUCUGGAUUGUACCCUGAAUCUCUGGGACUUUACGAAGCUAUGCGAGGACAUCAGUGGGGAAAAUGUUAAUGUCUCUCACAAUCCAGAUGUUCGGGAUGGCGAACAGUAUCUUCUGAGAUCUUUCCCGACAAAAUCUUCUCCAUUCUUAACACUUCACUUUACAAGAAGGAAUCUUUUAUUAGCUGUGGGAAUGUACGAUAGUGGCUAAAUUUUUAGGUUUUUUUUUAUAUGGAUGUUUGAUAAAUUCAACAAAAAGCAUUAUGAAUGAACCAAGAAGGUACACCAAGGCUUUUCAUGCCUCCAUACCUUUUAGUUUCAAAGUUCUUAUAAGCAUUGCAAACGGUAAAAAUUAAACCUUAUUAAAGGAAUUAUUAGAUUAUUGAUAAUAAUAAAAAAAUCCGAACGUGACAAA
Phlebotomus papatasi is the source of this 2297-nucleotide messenger RNA. It is a transcript of the gene Taf5, whose product is annotated as transcription initiation factor TFIID subunit 5. Gene Ontology annotation, biological process: transcription initiation at RNA polymerase II promoter. The transcript has 4 exons. NCBI's taxonomy places the organism in Eukaryota, Metazoa, Arthropoda, Insecta, Diptera, Psychodidae. Gene Ontology annotation, cellular component: transcription factor TFIID complex. Gene Ontology annotation, molecular function: RNA polymerase II general transcription initiation factor activity; protein binding. The record is from RefSeq and is a predicted model, not a curated record. The coding region runs from base 141 to 2093 and encodes 650 amino acids.